Molecule: messenger RNA, 1011 nt
Organism: Penicillium atrosanguineum
Lineage: Eukaryota; Fungi; Ascomycota; Eurotiomycetes; Eurotiales; Aspergillaceae
Product: RNA polymerase II mediator complex subunit MED27 domain-containing protein
Exons: 3
Coding region: 1-1011 (336 amino acids)
Cellular component (GO): mediator complex
Source: RefSeq, a predicted model, not a curated record
AUGUCUACUGUUCCUACUGGCCCUGCGCCUACAGCUGGCUCUGCAGAGCAUCAGGCAGGUGGGCAGAUCCCCGGAAUCAAAAACGAGUCCCAAGACGGCAACGAUGCCUCCAACCAGAUCAACUGGGAGUCCGAGAUUCAACUCGUGGCAUCAUUGGCAAAGCUUCAAGAGCUUGAGCGACAAAUCCAUGUCUUGCGCCAGUCCGUGCCCGAUGGGGUCCUAGAGCCACUGGUCCCUAUCUCAAAUUCGAAAGCAUCGCCUUUGAAAUCAGUUGCCGAGACACCAUCGCUGCUUCGCAGCGAACUAGACAAGACAGCGCGCAACAGGCUAAGCAAUAUCGAGAACUUCCAGUCCGUGUGGCGUGGCCCGGAGCUACAGCCGAUCUGGUCGUAUGUUGAGGCUCGUAUCAGAGAGUCUAGUGGAGAGCUCCUGCAACCGACUGGAAUCUGGGAGAUGGAUUAUGACAUCCUACUGAAAGAGUUGCUCAAAGCCGAGAAGACGAAAGAAAAAGAGGCUCAACGAGAAGAGGAGGAUGCCGAGCGUGUUAAGGCUCAAUCCUCGGAAGGUGAAUGGGGGACUAUUGUCGAGAAGUUCAUGCAACGGAACAUACCCGGCAUUCGCAUUGUCAAGGGUCAGAAGCCUUUCUCGAUGGGCAUUGCGCUCGCAAAGGCAGGAAUGAUUCUCUUGGUUGAAGGUAUGAAAGAGGCCGAUAUACCUGGUGUCUCUGAAUGGCAAGUUCGCGCCAAGGCACCCCCAGGCCGCUCCCCGACUAAACUGGAAAACUCUAUAAUGAAUUGCUUAAAUUCACGGCCGCGGAAGUGGGAUCUGGCUUUCUUAUUGGACAUGAUAUCAUCAUACGCCGACAUCAAAUCAACACCGUGUACCAAAUGCACGCGUCUAACCAACAAUGCCGCCCAACUUCCAACAAUUCGCCGCAUUCAACCCGUCCAAAUAUCCCAGAGCGAACAGCGCAUCUUCGCAUUCGACGCAUUGCAUUCCGACUGCGCUUGA